AUGGAAGGAAAAUUUCAUGAAGGGCAAUUAGUGUGGGCAAAAGUUGAAAAUCAUCUAUGGUGGCCAGCAAUUGUAUGAAUUAUUUAAGGUUGAUAGUGUGGAAGAAAACAAUGUUUCUGAGUUUGAUGAAGAGCCAGAUUUUCAAGGCGUCAUCACAGUCAAUUUAAUUGGAGAGAACACAUAGUAAGUUUUACAUAGUGCUCAUUUAAAUUCCAAAAAAAUAGUAGACUAUCAAGAAGCUUAUCAAACGCAUUCUAACGUAGAAGAUGAGGUAAAAAUUACUUAGAAACUUAAAAACUGUAUCACAAUCGCAAACAAGCUUUUAGCUAAGGAGCUCGAUAUUACAAAUCUUGAAGAAAUCAACACAAAUUUAAUAGCAUUUCUUCAUAAAAAUCACCCUCCAAAAGAAGAGCACAUAGAGCCCAGAAGUCUUGACACUUCAGACGAAGAACUCAAACGAAUAGUCAAAGAAAUCAACAAGCACCUAGACUCAAAAAUCGCGCUAAAUGAGCGUUCAACAGAUCUCAGCGGCUUAUGUAGCAGCUCUGACACCACCAGAUACAAGCUUGAAGAGCUCUUGCGGCUCCUCGCUACCUUUAUCGACCAUGAAGACUCCAGCACUCACUAUCUCCCAGUCCAAGAGCUCUGUGACAACCUUUCCUUUAUCGUCCAAAUAAUCCCAGACUCCUCUAUUCUCGAGGGCUCCAAAAUCUUAAAAACUCUUAAAACCUUUAAAAACAAAGAAAAAGAAAGCUCUAGCAGCCUUUUGAAAUUUCUCUCACACAUCUGUCACAAACUUUAUUUAUUUUGGAAAAAAAGCUUGAUUAAUGCAAGCAUAAAAAAUUUGGUGACUUCUAAUAAGCAGCAAAUAAAAAAAGACGAAAGCUGGGGGUCAAGAAGCUUUGUGGCGCAGACAAUUCCUGAGCCCAAAAAAGGACUUACUGAAGAAGAUUUAAGGAAGUUCAACAUGAUGAACUCUUUAAAUACAAAUAAUCAGGAAACUAUGUGGAGGUAUAAAUCAGGGCUAGCUACGACUCCAAUACAAAGUAAUAUUAGCCCAAGAGCAGAAAAGAGGCAAAAAACUGCAUCAUAUGCAGAUUCACAGAGGCCAAGUAUUACUAGUGAUAAUCUUAUUACAAGAAAUUCAAGCCCACCAGGAGAAACAAGAGCAAGCCUUGAACAAAGUCUAGUAAAUAGACUUGUGGAUAUGUCUCCAGAAGAAAAUAAAAGACUUGACACAGAAACUGAUACUGCCUCACAGAUAGGGGACGUUUUGUUAGCAAUACGUAAAAGAGAACUAAAGCGAGAAGACUUAGCAAGGCUUAGAGAAGGAGUAGAACUGCCUGAAAGUCUUGUGGACUGUUAUUUAUCAAUACUUAAACACACAAAUAGCUUAAGAAUUAGAUACACCCCAGGCACACCUAGAGUAAUGAUAGCAAGCUCAAGCGUAAGUAAAAUGAUUUUUAUUAAAGGAAAAGAAAUUUCUCAGCCUGAGCCAAAAAUAUUUAAACACGAUUUUUUAAUUUUCCCGAUUAAUGUGGGGUAUUGGACUUUAUUGAUAGUUGAUUUGAAGCGCAUCGUAGUUAGGUAUUGUGAUCCUAUGAAGGAGCAUAAAUCUAUAUCAAUGCUUAUAGGAAAAUUGGCGAGAUUUAUACAAAAAGCUGCACCUAGAGAUAUUCCUAAGCUAAAUACAAAUUAUCAGUUUGUCACUACUCCAGUGCCUGACAUAAAUAGAGGUGAUACUGGUAUUUACAUAUGCAAUGAGGUAGAAAAUUUAGCUUGUGGGAAACAAAAUAUAAUUAACAGAGAAACUGGAGAUGUCUAUAGAAAAAGUAUGCUGCUGUCACUAGUAAAAGCUUCAGGUGCAGGUGUAUAA
Molecule: messenger RNA, 1876 nt
Organism: Blepharisma stoltei
Lineage: Eukaryota; Ciliophora; Heterotrichea; Heterotrichida; Blepharismidae
Source: the annotation of a GenBank genome assembly